Messenger RNA from Zingiber officinale, 2215 nucleotides. Its product is annotated as RNA demethylase ALKBH10B-like. The record is from RefSeq and is a predicted model, not a curated record. Bases 141 to 2006 code for a protein of 621 amino acids. Gene Ontology annotation, molecular function: mRNA binding; demethylase activity. The transcript is spliced from 7 exons. NCBI's taxonomy places the organism in Eukaryota, Viridiplantae, Streptophyta, Magnoliopsida, Zingiberales, Zingiberaceae. Gene Ontology annotation, biological process: mRNA catabolic process.
GAGCAAGCGUUUGAGAUUUUGCGCUCGCUUCGUUGGAUUUCUGUUGCCUUCUCUCUGAGAUUUGAGUGUGGGAAGGAGGAGGAGGAGGAGGAGGGUGGCGAUUGAUCAAUCGAACGAUUGAUUGGUUCUUGCGGCGAUCGAUGGCGAAGGUGGUUCCGGUGCCUGAGGUGUACGCACGGGACCAGAUGAUCUCAUGGUUCCGGAGCGAGUUCGCCGCCGCGAACGCGAUCAUCGACGCGUUCUGCAGCCACCUGGCGCAGAAAGAUGGCGGUGAGGAGUACGAGUCGGUGUUCGCCGCCCUGCACUGCCGGCGCCUGAAUUGGAUCCCGGUGCUCCACAACCAAAAGUACUUCCCCAUCGACGAGAUCUCCUUCGAGAUCCGCUUGCUAGAAGCCAACCGCGAUACCGCAAGGGAGAGGCUUCGUCUUCCUCCGGCACAGUCGGAGGAGACGAUCAAUUUUUGGGAGAGCGAUAGCCCUCCCGCUGAGAAUGAAAUACCUUCCCCGGAAGAGCAAGCUUCCGGCGAGGCGGUGGAGGGAAGCAUUGAGGUCGCGGGGAUCGGGGAAGACGGUGCGGCGACGGCGGAUGCGUCUUCUGGAGGAAACUCGGAGCAAACUUCUCCGGAGGCGGAGGCCAUUAAGGUCGCCUUCACAGAGGAAGCGCCGGCGGAGGAAGAACCUUCCUACAAGGCGGUGGGGAAAAGCAUUGAGAUCGCGGGGAUCGAGAAGGACGCGGCGGCGACGGCGGAUCCGUCUUUGGGAGGAAACUCAGAGCGAACUCCUGCGGAUGCGGAGGUCAUUAAUGCCGCCUUCACAGAGGAAGAACCUUCCGACGAGGCAGUGGGGGAAAGCGAUGAGGUAGCGGGGAUCGAGGAGGAUUCGCCCUGUGGAGCAAAAUGCUCGCUUCAGAUUCAGAAUGGUGUCGAAGACGGCGACGCCACCGGAGGAUCGCAAGAACCAACUUCGGCGGUCGACAUUUCUGCCAACGAUGGAGAUUUCUCGGCGCGCCUGGAGAGGAUCAAGCUCUCGAAAGGUUUCGUGGCAAAGGAGUCAGUGAAAGGGCAUAUGGUUAACGUUGUCAAAGGUCUCAAGAUGUAUGAGGGUAUUUUCACAGACUCAGAGUUGCCUGACCUCGUCCAGUUCAUCAAUGGACUUCGUCAUGCAGGUCGAAGAGGAGAACUCUCCGGGGAAACAUUCAUUUUCUUCAAUAAACAAAUGAAAGGGAACAAGAGGGAGAUCAUUCAAUUCGGCGUUCCAUUAUUCCAGCCAACCACUGAAGGAGAAAGUACCACCGAGCCAAUUCCCCCUGAAUUGCAGAACAUAAUUGAUCAUUUGGUCCUUUGGCACAUCAUACCAGAUAAUAAGAAACCUAACAGCUGCAUUAUCAACUUCUUCGAUGAGGGCGAUUAUUCUCAGCCCUACUUCAAACCUCCCCAUCUGGAAAACCCCAUUCUGACACUCGUCCUCUCUGAAACGACCAUGGCUUUUGGCCGGUCGCUCAUCAGUGACCCCGAAGGAAACUACAAGGGAUCGCUAAUUCUUACACUCAAUGAAGGGGCACUCAUAGCGAUGCGCGGCAACAGUGCAGACAUGGCGAGGCACGCGGUGUGCGCCUCGCCAAACAAGAGGAUGACCGUCACAUUCGUGAAGGUUAAAACCGCCGCUCACAGUUUGUACUCGCCUACUGCUUCACGGGCCAACCAAGCUAUGAUCUGGUGGCGACCGGAGUGCUCCCUCCCGCAGCCAACCAUGCCCAUGCCUGGAGUCAUUGCGUACGGACCUCAAGCCAUGAUUCCACUGCAAGCUCCAGCCGCUGUCAUGGUGGCGCAGCCAGGAGGAGAAGUCGUCCUGACCACCUCCCGUAGGAACUCGCCGCCGCACAACGGAACUGGCGUCUUCCUGCCCUGGGCCACCGUCGGCCCGAAGAAGUACACUAAGCACCUCCCUCCGCGUAUCCAAAAGCGGAGGCAAUCCUUCUUUCCAUCUUCGUUAGAAGCUCAAGCUUAACUAAAUUUUGGUAGUGGAUUUACUUCUACUAUAGAGAUUUCAUGGGUUGACGUUUUAGAGAUCAUUAAAUAUUAUGCAGCUGUCUUCCAGACAAACUUUUGCGUCCUGUUUAUCUAUCUAUCUUCCUCAUCGGCGGAAUUUCCGGUCUAAUUACUUGUGAUGUAAAGUUUUAACUUAUAUGAAAUAGUGACAGAGCAGAUCAGAGCUGA